Xiphophorus maculatus (southern platyfish) is the source of this 3005-nucleotide messenger RNA. RefSeq names its product protein EFR3 homolog B-like. Gene Ontology annotation, cellular component: plasma membrane. NCBI's taxonomy places the organism in Eukaryota, Metazoa, Chordata, Actinopteri, Cyprinodontiformes, Poeciliidae. The transcript is spliced from 23 exons. The record is from RefSeq and is a predicted model, not a curated record. The coding region runs from base 139 to 2706 and encodes 855 amino acids. Gene Ontology annotation, biological process: protein localization to plasma membrane.
AACGUAUUGAUUAUAGAUCGGAGCAGCAGGACAGCAGAUGUUGCAUAAGCUGCAGCUGAUCAGAGCGUUGGAGGGAAGCAGCAGGACCGCCUCUUCUUCUUCUUCUGCUCCUGUUGCUCUGCGGUCGUUGCCACGGCGAUGCCGGGCUCUCUGCCCCGCGUGGUGACGGUCCCGGCUCUGCUCAGCUCUCUGCCCCGCGGCGCCAACCCUCCCAGUCUGCCCAGCUUCCCCAGCAUCAGCCUGCCCAGGGUGGUUGCCAUGCCGACCGUGGCGGAGGCCCCUCGCCGGCUGCUGCAGGACUGCUGCUCCGUGUUGGACCACCAGGCCUCUGGCGGUGUGUGUGGCUGCUGCUGGGCGCUGCGUCCUCGCUACAAACGGCUGGUGGACAACAUUUUCCCUGAAGACCCAGAGGAUGGGCUGGUCAAGGCCAACAUGGAGAAGCUGACCUUCUUCGCUCUGUCGGCGCCGGAGAAGCUGGACAGGAUCGCUGCCUACCUGUCGGAGCGUCUGACCAGAGAGCUGAACCGCCACCGUUACGGGUAUGUGUGCAUCGCGCUGGAGGCCAUGGAGCAGCUGCUGCUGGCCUGCCACUGCCAGAGCAUCAACCUGCUGGUGGAGAGUUUCCUCGGGACGCUGCGGCUGCUGCUGGAGGCCGACAGGCCGCACCUGCACAUCCUGGCCACCGGCUCCUUUGUGAAGUUUGCGAACAUCGAGGAGGACACGCCUUCGUACCAUCGCAGCUACGACUUCUUCGUGUCUCGGUUCAGUGAAAUGUGUCACUCCGACCACGAAGACCCCGACACUCGGAUCAAGAUCCGCGUGUCGGGGAUCCGCGGCCUGCAGGGCGUGGUCAGGAAGACGGUGGACGACGAGCUGCAGGUCAACAUCUGGGAGCCGCGGCACAUGGAGCAGAUUGUCCCCGCCCUGCUGGUCAACCUGGAGCAGGGCAACAGCGACUCUCCUGCUGAGCAGACGGAGGUGUGCUUCAGAGAGCUGCUGGGCCGAGCCGCGUACGGACACAUCAACAACGCCAUCAGACCCGUUCUCAUGCACCUGGACAGCCGCAGCCUGUGGGAAGGAGGCAGCUUUGCUGUUCGCUGCUUCCAGAUCAUCAUGUUCUCCAUCCAGUCCCAGCACUCCCACCUGGUCAUCCAGCAGCUGCUGGGUCACCUGGACGCCAACAGCAGGAGUCCGGCGUCCGUCCGGGCCGGGAUCGUGGAGGUUCUGUCUGAGGCAGCUGUGAUCGAAGCCACUGGAUCCGUAGGUCCCACCGUGCUGGAGGUGUUCAACACGUUGCUGCGGCAACUCAGGCAGAGCGUCGACUACCAGCUGACUGGUUACUAUGACAACGCCGGAAAACACAAAACCACGUCGUUUCACGAGAAAACGCUGCAGGAUGCCGUCAUCAAAACCAUCGGAUCCUUUGCCAACACACUUCCUGUCUACCAGAGGUCAGAGGUCAUGCUGUUCAUCAUGGGGAAAAUUCCAGUCCCCGGCAUCUACCCGGCUCUGGGAUCUCCGAACACCGGGUUUGAAGGCAGCAGGAUGAUCCAGGUGAUGCUGCUGAAGUCUCUGCUGCAGGUUUCGGAGCGCUACGACAGCAGCAACCUGCUGACCGCGCUGCCCUCCUCCUUCCUGGAGCCGCUGCUGUCCUUCACCCUGAUGGACGACCCGGAGAUCCGCCUGCUGGUUCUGUCCAUCCUCACCUCGCUCAUCGACCGCCGUCACAACGCAGCCAGGAUCACCGCGGUCAGUGUGACGUUUGACGUGUCGGUUCUGGAGCAGAAGGAGGACAGAUGCUCCCGGCAGGACAACCUGUUCAUCAGGAAGCACGCCCAGCGGCUCUACAGACACGUCUUCCUGGCCUGUAAGGAGGAGUCCAACGGGCCGAGCCACUACCAGGCGCUCUUCAUCUUACUGGUUGUCCUCAGUGUGGAACUGGUCAGUGAGGAGGUUCUGGUGGACCUGAUCCGACUCAUCCUGGCUCUGCAGGAAAUGGGCGUGACCAAUCAGGAGAGUCUGUCUGUUUGGAACCGCUGCAGUCUUCACGCCGUCUGCGCCGCCGCCCUCCAUGUUCUGUCGCAGACCGGCCCGCCGCCGCCUCUCCAUCAGCACGUCACUCAGGUCAUAGAGAGUCGACAGAAGGGGGCGCCACACCUGCUGCCUGAAAGCGUCCUGUGUGACCAACCCAGGAUCCCAAACGGGGAUCUGAAGGUGGACAAAGAUCUCCUGUUUGUCCAGUCCAAGGUCUGCGAGGCGCUGACAGGAAGCAGCUACAGCACGCAGUGUGAACGGCUCAACACGCCUUACACUCCUCAGCUGACCGAUGAAGACCGUCUGUCCAGGAAGAUGAGUAUCGCAGACACCAUCUCCCUCCAGAUCGCCAUAGACCAGGAGGCCAGCGCUGAUCCUCAGAAACCUCAGACUGAGCAGAUCACCUUUGAGACGCUGAAGAACGCCAUUGAGGAUAGUGGAGGUGUGGAGGAGGAGGAGAGGAGGAAGAGGAUGGAGGUGGUGGAGAGGUUUCAGACGGCUCCUUUUGAGGAAAUAGCAGCUCUCUGUGGAUCCAGGACGUCGCUGCUUCAGUCCAAACUGGACCAGGUCUUUGACCUGAUCGUCCGUCCUCCUCCGUCUCCGUCAGGACAGCCGUCUCAGCGGUCCACGCCCGUCUAUGAGAUGAAGUUUCCUGAUCUGUGCGUGUAUUAGAGGCCCAGCUGGAUAAUAAUGAAGCAUUUUAUGUAGCGGUAAAAAAACGGAUCAUAAACAUGAUUCAUCUACAAGUAAUAAGUUUUUUCAGUGACUGUUUGGUUACUUUUAAAUGACAAAAACUUUCUUUGUUAAUUUAUUAAAACAAUAAGGUCUGAUUAAAAAUUCUCAUAUAGUUUAUUAAGACCAUGAAUUCACAGUAAAAACAUGUUUGAUGUUUUCACCGUCUCUUCCUUGCCAUUUUUUAAAAUUAAAACUUUUUCCUGACCUUGUUAUCUGCGUCUCUGUUUCUUAUAAAU